Arabidopsis thaliana (thale cress) is the source of this 1631-nucleotide messenger RNA. RefSeq names its product E3 ubiquitin ligase. Bases 326 to 1063 code for a protein of 245 amino acids. NCBI's taxonomy places the organism in Eukaryota, Viridiplantae, Streptophyta, Magnoliopsida, Brassicales, Brassicaceae. The record is from RefSeq and is marked reviewed. The transcript is spliced from 3 exons.
GGAAUUUCUUUGACUCAAGGAAGUGAAGAAGACGAGAGAUAGAGAAGAAACCUUUCUGUUUCAUCAGAAAAAUGGACGAUCAAGCUACUCUGGUAGAAGACACAGACAAACACGAUGAUGAUAAAGAAGAAGAAGACUUGUGCAGGAUUUGCCGAUCACCGGAGGAACCAGGAAACCCCUUAUGGUAUCCGGUGCGCGUGUCGAGGCUCCAUCAAUGUUCAUCAAGACUGUCUUCAUAUCUGGCUCAAUCUCCGCGGAUACAAGCAGUGCGAGGACGCUCCAGAGAGACUUCCAGUUCACGAGUUUCUAAUACGUGUUUGUGUUAAUGAGAGCAUCACCUUACGUGAGAAUGGUUGUUCCUUGGGCUAUGGCGUUUAUCUUGAACACAUACUGCCUUUCUUUACAUCCUUUGGGCCAAGAAGUUGUUGUUGGGUUCAAGAGAGAUUAUGGAAUGUCUACCAAGUCCGCAUGUUUCUUAAAUGGCCUGUUAUACAACGGUCAUCUUGUGUUUUUCAUGAGGAUACCCAUACACGAGCCCAUUAUCGCGAGACAUCCUGCUGGGUUUCAGGCUGACAUCUUGAUUAAGAAUGUCUUAGGAGAUGGGUUUGUGCUUGUUUUAUGGAAAUAUAACAAGAUCGUUUGUGAGUGGUAUUAUUCUCUAUUGCAAAGCUUCUUCGGGGAACCUCCUAGGCUAGUUGGUGUUGCUGUUCACGAACUUGGAGCCAUUGGACGGCUGCUUUUCUUUCUGGAUAACAAAUCUUUUGAUGCUCUUACCAUCAGCAUAUGUGUGUCUUUCUUCUUUAUUCUUCUGCCGUUUUCUUUUCGCUGGAUUGCAAUAGCAAUUGUAGGAGGUGGCGGUUUAUUCGAAAACUCACCUGUCAUUCUUGGAUACAUGAUGACGCUGUCAAUUCCCUUUGCCUACUUAGGAAUUUUCCUCACUCUGCGUCAAAUCUCGUUUCCAGCCAUAGUCAGGUGGUUUUCCUUGGGAUAUCACUUCAUAACAAAGAAACUGUCCUGCCUCCUGAGCAAAAAUCUCGUUUCCUGUCAACUGUUUCGCGACUAAGGCAUGGCGGGGAAAGUUCAAGAGAAUCAGAAACGUGGGAAUCAAUAAGCUUCCUUCAAUGUGGCUGCUUCAAGAUGUGAUUGGUUCGAUCAUAACCACACUUCUAGCCACACUCUGCAUCCCUUACUUGCUCUUGAAGUCUUUGUUACCUCUGCUUGGAUUUUCCCGUAGCGCCAACCCAGCUAUUGAGCCGUUUAUCUGGCCGGCGUUGUUAGCCUUGAUUGCGGUCUGGUUCAUGGCCAAGCAAACUUAUGAUCUCGUCAGUUACUUUCAUAGGUUGGUCUUCGAUGAUCGGUAUGUAGUCGGUUAAAGAGUGGACAAUCUGACUGAGGAUAUCUCGCUAGAGAGAAAUAACUAAUCCAUAUAUGACAAACAACGACUUUUCAUUGGAAAGGAAAAAAUGUAUAAACACAAACGUAGAUUCAAAACUCAAAAAGUUAUAUAGUAACCAAGGUCUAUAUACGUUAAUAUUAAGAUAAUCGCAGUCCACUUGUAAGUCAUGAAAACAAAAGGAUCUUCAAAUUGUUGAGAUAUAAAGAAGAAUACAUUAGCUUGCCUCAAAGAACAC